Molecule: messenger RNA, 2178 nt
Organism: Laetiporus sulphureus 93-53
Lineage: Eukaryota; Fungi; Basidiomycota; Agaricomycetes; Polyporales; Laetiporaceae
Exons: 4
Coding region: 1-2178 (725 amino acids)
Biological process (GO): RNA processing
Molecular function (GO): ribonuclease III activity
Source: RefSeq, a predicted model, not a curated record
AUGGAUGCUCCCCCGCCUGUUCCCAAGCUGCGUGGCGACAUCAUCCUGGAGGUCUUUACCCACAAGUCUCUGCGCUUCCCUGGAGCCCCGACUAACGAAGAGUCCGACUGUGGUGACAACGAACGCCUAUCGAUGCUGGGUGAGAAGGUGAUGGACACUGCGGUGACGUUCACCCUCUUCAAUAAGAAACCGUUGAUAAACGCACAGGAGAUCGAGUCCCAGCGCAUGGAGGUCCUCUCGGAGACGAAUCUGAACAAAUGGGUCUCUUACUACAAGCUCAGAGAGAAAGUACGCUGCAGCCCUGAUGCGCUUGCCAGCCUCACAAGCCCAAUAGAAACACGUUUGCUCUUCUGUUCGUAUGUCGGUGCAGUCUAUGUGCAGAAUGGGGUGGAGACGGUGCAGAACUGGAUCGGGCAUCUCAUCGACCCGGAGUACGAAUCGCCCGUUCCAGCUGCCGGCGGCGAGCCAUACACGUACAAGAGAGUCAAAACCGAGCCUAUGAGCUCGCCGACACUGCCUCCUUCCACGGCUCCGUUGCCGCCGUUGCCCAUUGACCCGCUUGCCCCUGCGAAGCGUCAAUCUACGUUUUUGCCGCUGUUCAACCAGACAGCGAACCAGCGCAGGUUGGCUGUUGAAUACCCGGCGCAAUUUUCAGGCCUUGCACAUGCUGGGCGUUGGACGGUUCAGUGUGUUGUGAACGGUAUCCCCAAAGGCGAAGGUUCCGGUGCUAGCAAGCAGCUUGCCAAAGAGGAAGCGGCAAGACAGGCAUACUACGCGAUGGGAUGGGCGCCUCUUGAGUGCCCUCCGAAUCCCGCUCCCGAUGUCCAUGAUACGGGAAGCGGGUCAACGACGGGGAGUGGGAGCGGGAAUGGUGGUGGAUCGAGCGUAGGCAGGACGAGCGAGUCAAGCGCUGGCUCGGGCACAGGUUCAUCAAGCGCCCGUGCGGGCGCUCCCUCCUCGUCCUCGUCUUCCUCUUCCACUGAGGGCUCUGCGCCGCUGCUGAGGGUCGGCGUGGGCCAGGCGGCGGGUUCUGGUGCGGACGCUGGCUCUGGCUCCGGCGAAGACGCGCCCGUUUCUGUAAAUGUAGAUGGCUUGGGCGCAAUGGCCACUGCCGGCAACGUCGCAUCGGUCGAGAUCGCUGCACCCACUUUAAGUUCGACCUCCUCUGGCAGCGCAGCGAAUGCGCCGCGGGUUGCGGUCGAUGCAGGUGCGGACUCUUCCGCCGGGUCGUCUGCUUCCACUAACUCUGGUGGAUCCUCUGGCUCUGGUUCUGGCGGAGACGCGAACGCUGCGCUCACCCCUGUCGGUGCAGACGCGUCUGGUGCGACUGCCACUGUAGGUGACCUCGCGUCCGUCGAUCUUACGGCGCCCACCGCUCCUGCUGCUCCACCCAGCUCAAGCCCUUCUGGCAACGACGCCAACUCGCCCCUCGCAGUCGUCAGCGCAAGCACAUCCGGCGCGUCACCGUCCUCUGAUGGUGUUCCCUCCCCCAGUACGACUGGUUCCGACUCUGGUGCGAAUGCAGCUCUCAUCUCAGGCAUAACCGCCACUGCAGGCAACCUCGCCGCUUUCAUCGCACCUGCUGCCUCCCCCUCCUCUGGCUGUGGAUCUUCUAACGACGCGAAUGCUACGCUGGCAGUAGGCAAUUCGGGUUCUUUCUCCUUCAUGCCCUCUUUCGGCUCUGGCGCAGGUACAGAUUCGCCCAUCUCCAUCGGCGCAGAUGACUCAGGCCUGACUGCCAUUGGAGGCAACCUCGCCGCUUUCACCGCACCUGCUGCCUCCCCCGCCUCUGGCUCCGGCUCCUCUAACAACGCGAAUGCCCCGCUGGCAGACGUCAACGCGGGCUCUUCUUCUUCCAUUCCAUUGUCCGGCUCUUCUGACUCUGGUGCGAACGCAGCGCUCAUCUCCGUCAGCGCAGACAACUCCGCCGUAGCUGCCACUGCAGGUGGCCUCCCUACGUUCACGCCUGCCCCCGCCGACACUUCCUCCUCCUCCACUACCUCCUCAGACUCAUCAGAUCCGCUCAUCGUUGCGAAUAUCGUUCCCGAGCGUGGCUCCAGCUCCAAUUCGGGCUCGAGCUCUGGAUCUGGCUCUGAUUCGGAUGCGCUCAUCCCCGUGGGUGCGGACCCGGGAGGGGUGAUUGCUGUCGUUGACUCCCUUGCCUCUAUUGCGCUAUGA